AAUCAUAAGGAAUCGCCAAUAUGGAAGAGGAGGAAGAUAUCAAACCAGAAAUAAGGAAGCAUUUUCGGCCUUAUAGGACAAGUCGAGGUCAGCCAAUCGAGGGAUGCUGGGACCACGACGGGUUGUUUACUGACAUCGUCUAUGAGUUUGGAGAUAUUUGGCGCAAUCUUGAUGAAUGCAACAGGAAAACCUGCACCCGAGAUGGCACCAUACUCGAGGAAGUAUGUCCGAAACUAGAAGUUCCCGAGGGGUGUAUAAGACUCCGAGGUCAAACCCUUGAGCACCAGGACUUCCCCUACUGCUGCGACCGCGUAGUAUGCCCGGGAGAUGAGGAGUACACUGAAUACCAGAACGACUGGUUACGCCAAAUUACAGAUCGUUGUGAUGACAAGUACUGUGUGAGGGACAUAGGAGAGGAGUGGUCCGAGCACAAGUACGGAAUAUGCAACAGGAAAAGAUGCGGAAGAAAUGAGUACAGCGAACCUCACAUAUUCGAGGAAAAAUGUCCAAAAGUGGAUGUCCCCAAAGGAUGUCGUCUCGAGGGUUUUCCUGAUCUUACAAAAGAGUUUCCUGACUGUUGCCCAAAAGUGGUUUGUCCUCCAGGAGGAAUUGCAAACGAGAAGAAGUAUACCGCAAGCAAUAUGGAGGAACUGCUAAUGAGUGAUACAUACUUAGAGGAAGAAGAACGGAUGUAUAAUGAAAUUAUUUCCGGUGGUGACACACAAAAAUUCAAAAAAGAGACUACAAGUGAGCAACUCGAAAAGAAUUCGUUGAAAGUUGCUAAACAGGAAGGAAAGGAAGAUAGUACUCGUAACUCAACCAAAAUCGAAAAUAAGUUUAUUAAUUUAAAAACUCGAGAUGAACUUGUCACAAGAUUCAUGAAUGCAGCGUUUAUUUUAUUUAGAAAGAAUGUAAGUGACAAACAUGUAAAAGACAACCAAACAAGUUAUAUUAUAAACAAUGGGACGGUCAAAAGAUCAAGUAAAAGUAGAAACAAAAAAGACAAGGAAAGAAAGAUACAUGAUAAAGAAAGAAGAAGAAAACAUAAGACAAAAGACAAUUUGAAAGACCAGUUGGAUGAAGAAACAGUUAUAAUAAACGCAAACGGUGGUGAAAAAAGUAAAAAUGAGAAGUACAAAACAAAAGAUGAAAAAUCAACCAAAGCAAAAACUGAAGAAAAACUAAUAGGAAAAUUGAAAUCGACAAAAUUUGCUGGUACUGAAAAAGAAAACAAAGAAAGACGUUAUAAUAAAAAUGAACAAAAAGAGAAUAAAAACAAAGCAAAAAAGAGCCGUGAUAGCGGAAAAGAACUUUUGAAAGGACUAAUAAAAUUUCCAGAAACGUUUACUUAAAUUGUUAACUAAGUGUUACCUUUACUGAAAAAAAAACUUUAUAAAUAAAAUA
Messenger RNA from Macrosteles quadrilineatus (aster leafhopper), 1404 nucleotides. RefSeq lists its product as uncharacterized. NCBI's taxonomy places the organism in Eukaryota, Metazoa, Arthropoda, Insecta, Hemiptera, Cicadellidae. Bases 21 to 1352 code for a protein of 443 amino acids. The transcript is spliced from 5 exons. The record is from RefSeq and is a predicted model, not a curated record.